AUGAGCGCAGCGCUUCGCGUGUCGUUGCGGACAUUCAAGAUUGAUCCCGCUACGGUGACAUCCAAACCCUCGACAUCUGGAUCCUCGUUUCUUCUAGCCUCGAACUCGCUGCUACGACACUCGCCCUCCUUUGGUAGAAUCAAUACUUCGUCAUGGACUCGCUCGGUGUCUUCCCACGGCUCGACCCUCGCCUCUUCGAGCCGUUCUUUCUCUGUCAAGGCUUCGCCUCUCUUGUCUGCGGAGGCUAAGAGCCAGCACAAGUCCGAAAAUGAGCCUAAUAUGAAUGCAUCGCAGCGGAGUAUGAUAAAGUGGUUUAUCAUUGGAAGUAUCCUCGGUCUGGGCACAGUGACGUUCUCCGAUCAAGCGCAGCAUGCGUUGGGUGCGGCCAAACGCAGUGGGCGCGUUGUAGGCGCACUAGCUGUCUGUAUCAACGACUACCGUGUUACCCUCAAACAAGCCGCCUUGUCCCCCGAAGAACAUAACGCACUGAUUCACGCAUGCCACAAGCGAUGUGCCGAGCGUACACUCCAUGUCCUAGAAAAGAAUGGAUCGAUUUUCAUCAAAUUGGGCCAGCACCUCAGCAGCAUGGGCUACCUGCUUCCCAUCGAAUGGACCUCGACCUUCAUCCCGCUCCAGGACCGAUGCCCCGUUUCGUCAAUUGAGUCAAUUGACGAGUUGUUCCGGAAGGACACAGGGCAGAGUAUGAAUGAGUUGUUCGCCUCUUUUGAAGAGAAGCCCAUCGGUGCUGCAUCGCUGGCACAGGUGCACAUUGCUACGUUGAAGGAAACUGGACAGAAGGUCGCUGUUAAAGUGCAGCAUCCCGCGCUGGACGAAUGGGUGCCGCUGGACUUGGCUUUGACUCGAUUCACUUUCUCCAUGCUGAAGCGCUUCUUCCCUGACUACGACCUGGAAUGGUUGUCUAAGGAAAUGGACUUCUCGCUGCCGCAAGAACUGGACUUCCGCAUGGAAGCCCAGAAUGCUACUCAUGCCAGCGAGUACUUCAAAAAGCACACCGAUGCCCCGCUGGUCAUUCCUGAAGUGAUGUGGUCUCAAAGACGUAUCCUCGUCAUGGAGUACAUUGCAGGCCACCGCCCCGACGACCUGGCGUAUCUAGAUGCCAACCACAUCGACCGUGACGAAGUCUCCGCCGCCCUCGCGCACAUCUUCAACGAAAUGAUCUUCGGCGACAACGCUCCACUCCACUGUGAUCCUCACGGCGGCAACAUCGCCAUCCGUCCGAACCACACCCGCUCACACCCCAACUUCGACGUCGUCCUCUAUGACCACGGGCUCUACCGCAACAUCGACCGCGACCUGCGCCGCAACUACGCCAAGCUAUGGCUAGCCGUUAUCGAUGGGGACGUGCCACGGAUGCGCGAAUUCGCAUACAAGGUCGCCGGCGUCACGGACAAGCAAUUUCCGCUCUUUGCCAGCGCCAUUACUGGUCGAGACUACAGCGUUAUCACGAAGGAAAGCGUCGUCUCCCCGCGGACGGCUAAAGAGAAGGAUGAUAUUUCUGGUGCAUUGGGUGAGGGCAUGCUACAACAGCUGGUUGUCUUGCUAGGCCAGGUUCCACGGAUUAUUCUUCUCAUCUUGAAGACCAAUGACCUUACUCGCAGCCUAGACGAAAACCUACACACACGCCAGGGCCCAAUGCGCUCUUUCCUCAUCCUCGCGCGAUAUGCCACACGAACCGUUUUCGAAGAGCAGUUAGAUCUCAUCAACGAGUCUGGCGGUGUCUUCCGCAACUUCUUCCGCUUCCUGUGGGCCUACGCGAGCUACCUUCGUGUUGAGGUCAAAUUGUCGGUUUAUGAGACUGUGUUGUCCUUGAAGUCUCGCUUCGGCCUCCGGAGCGUUUAG
Molecule: messenger RNA, 1860 nt
Organism: Penicillium roqueforti
Lineage: Eukaryota; Fungi; Ascomycota; Eurotiomycetes; Eurotiales; Aspergillaceae
Product: ABC1 kinase family protein
Exons: 4
Coding region: 1-1860 (619 amino acids)
Biological process (GO): mitochondrion organization; lipid homeostasis
Cellular component (GO): mitochondrial inner membrane
Source: RefSeq, a predicted model, not a curated record